CCCGGGUCAUCAGCCAACCUCCAUGCCCUUGCACAUCUGUCUCUCUACUACUCAUCACUGCCCCUCUGCUCUCUUGUCAUUAACUCCCGUGUCUCCGCUGCCGAUCUCAUCUCACCGCUUCGAAGGAGAGAGGGAGAGUAGACAUGGCAGGAGGAGGUGACAACGCCCAGACGAAUGGAGCUGCAGCUCGCGACCAGGCCGCCAUGGAGGAAGGAAGGAAGGACGAUUACGACCAGGGCUGCGGCCUCGCCAUCUCCGUCCCCUUCGUCCAGAAGAUCAUCGCGGAGAUCUUCGGGACGUACUUCCUGAUCUUCGCGGGCUGCGGCGCCGUGACGAUCAACGCGAGCAGGAACGGUCAGAUCACGUUCCCCGGCGUUGCCAUCGUGUGGGGGCUGGCCGUGAUGGUGAUGAUCUACGCCGUGGGCCACAUCUCGGGGGCCCACUUCAACCCGGCGGUGACGUUCGCCUUCGCCACCGUGGGCCGGUUCCCGUGGCGUCAGGUCCCGGCCUACGUGCUGGCCCAGAUGCUCGGCGCCACGCUCGCCAGCGGCACGCUCCGGCUCAUGUUCGGCGGCCGCCACGAGCACUUCCCCGGCACGCUCCCGGGGGGCUCCGAGGUCCAGUCGCUCGUCCUCGAGUUCAUCAUCACCUUCUACCUCAUGUUCGUCAUCUCCGGCGUCGCCACCGACAACAGAGCCAUCGGGGAGCUGGCAGGGCUGGCCGUGGGUGCAACCAUCCUGCUCAACGUGCUAAUCGCUGGGCCGAUCUCGGGAGCGUCGAUGAACCCGGCGAGGACUGUUGGGCCGGCGCUGGUCGGGAGCGAGUACAGGUCGAUCUGGGUCUACGUGGUUGGGCCGGUGGCCGGAGCCGUGGCCGGGGCCUGGUCUUAUAACCUCAUCCGGUUCACCAACAAGCCCCUGCGUGAGAUCACCAAGAGCACCUCCUUCCUCAGGAGCAUGAGCAGGAUGAACUCCGUCGCCGCCUAAAAGCUAAUCGAGCUAGAGUCAAUAUGCGUGUAUCCUUAGCAAGAACCUAGUACACCGUUCCAUCCAGGCGUAUCCAGGGAGUUAUUUCCCUGACCUCCAGCUACUACUAGUAUAAUCUGGCCGGCCCCUAGUCUAUCAGUCAAGUCACCUGCGAGACAGAGAGAUAUGUAUUUGUCAAUAUGUGGAAAAGUUGUGUUUCGGAACCAUGUGGUGGAACCGUGGAAGGAAUUUGCAUGACGAGAGUUAGCCGUGGUUGAUCGAUGGAGACGGGUGUUGGCAUUAAUUAUCGGGAUUUAUAAUGAGUGAAGGUUCGCUCUUUAGUC
Molecule: messenger RNA, 1309 nt
Organism: Brachypodium distachyon (stiff brome)
Lineage: Eukaryota; Viridiplantae; Streptophyta; Magnoliopsida; Poales; Poaceae
Product: aquaporin NIP1-1
Exons: 4
Coding region: 144-986 (280 amino acids)
Biological process (GO): transmembrane transport
Cellular component (GO): membrane
Molecular function (GO): channel activity
Source: RefSeq, a predicted model, not a curated record